Eutrema salsugineum is the source of this 1146-nucleotide messenger RNA. RefSeq names its product F-box protein DOR. Bases 1 to 1146 code for a protein of 381 amino acids. Lineage: Eukaryota; Viridiplantae; Streptophyta; Magnoliopsida; Brassicales; Brassicaceae. The transcript has a single exon. Gene Ontology annotation, molecular function: protein binding. The record is from RefSeq and is a predicted model, not a curated record.
AUGAAACCACGAUCUCCGAUCUCAACAGAUAACUCGGAGACGAUCUUAAUUGAUCUCAUCAUCGAAAUACUCUGGAGAUUGCCGGUCAAAUCUAUAGCGAGAUGUCGAUGUGUAUCGAAGCUAUGGGCUUCCACACUUGCCAGUCCAUAUUUCACAGAGCUCUUCAUGACCAGGUCUUGUGCUCGACCAAAACUCUUGUUCUCCUUCCGAAAUCAUUGUGAGUUGGUCUUCUUCUCGUCACCUCAGAUCCGAGAUCAAGAUGAGAACUCGUCUCUUGUAACAGCCAAUCUUUAUAUGAAGUUCCCCAUUGAUGAUUUCUCUGAUAUUUCUCGUCCUAUCCACGGUUUGGUCUGUGUUACGCAUCUUAAUAUCUUAACGAACGAAAGGGUGACGGUGAUAUGUAACCCUAGCACGGGACAAUCCUUACUUUUACCCAAAGUGGUAACUGUAAACAGUCUUCUUGGGUUUGAUCCUAUUGAUAAACAGUUCAAGGUUCUGUCCACGACCAAAGUGAUUUAUAGAGAAGAUAAUUCUUAUCUGAAACAUCAAGUUUUGACAGUGGGAACUGGAAACCUGUCAUGGAGAAUGAUUGAAUGUUCCAUAUCACAUCAUUAUUAUCCUUCAAAAGAUGGGAUAUGCACUAAUGGUGUUUUGUAUUAUGUAUCUCAGCUCGGUGGGCCACCAAAAGUGUGUGCUAUAGUCUGCUUUGAUGUUAGGUCUGAGAAUUUUAGUGUUAUUAACAGAGCUGAGGACAUGAUACUACGGAUGGUGUCAACUCUUGUAAAUUACAUGGGUAAAUUAGGUGUUUUGUCGAAUGGUGGGUUUGAAGGACUUACUAGAGAAAGUAGAUCUCUUGAGUUCUGGGUUCUGGUAGAUGCUGAGAAACAUGAAUGGUCGAAACAUAAAUACGUAUUGCCCUCUUCGUGGAAGAAUGUAGUUGCAGAGGCCAAAAUAUUCAUCGUUGGAGUGACUAGUGCAAAUGAAAUUGUGUUGUCUCCACGCUAUCUAUCCAACCCUUUCUAUGUUUUCUACUACAACAACGAGAGGAAUACUAUAAGAAGAGUUGAAAUCCACGGAAUGGAUGCAUUUAAGAAUUGUGGAGUUCACAUCUCUCUAGACCAUGUAGAGGAAGUGAAGCUUUUAUAG